This is a messenger RNA of Musca vetustissima, 703 nucleotides long. RefSeq names its product large ribosomal subunit protein uL22 (gene RpL17). The record is from RefSeq and is a predicted model, not a curated record. Gene Ontology annotation, biological process: cytoplasmic translation. Gene Ontology annotation, molecular function: structural constituent of ribosome. Gene Ontology annotation, cellular component: ribosome; cytosolic large ribosomal subunit. The transcript is spliced from 3 exons. The coding region runs from base 87 to 647 and encodes 186 amino acids. Lineage: Eukaryota; Metazoa; Arthropoda; Insecta; Diptera; Muscidae.
UGCACCGUUUUACCCACCAUAUGACAGCUGUCAAAAAAGUUCUUUUCCGGUUUAAUUCACUAAGAAGAAGAAAUUAAACACAAACCAUGGGUCGUUACUCUCGGGAACCAGAGACAGCCGCCAAGGCUUGCAAAGCCCGUGGACCAAAUCUACGUGUGCAUUUCAAGAACACCCAUGAAACCGCCCAGGCCAUCAAACGCAUGCCCUUGCGUCGUGCCCAACGUUUCUUGAAGGCUGUCAUCGACAAGAAGGAAUGCGUUCCCUUCCGCCGUUUCAACGGUGGUGUCGGCCGUUGCGCCCAAGCCAAACAGUGGAAGACCACCCAAGGUCGCUGGCCCAAGAAAUCCGCUGAAUUCCUUUUGCAAUUGCUCCGCAAUGCCGAAGCCAACGCCGACUACAAGGGUCUCGAUGUCGAUCGUUUGGUCGUCGAUCACAUUCAAGUGAACCGUGCCCAAUGCUUGCGUCGCCGCACAUACCGUGCUCACGGUCGCAUCAACCCCUACAUGUCCUCACCCUGUCACGUUGAGGUCAUCCUUACCGAAAAGGAAGAAGUUGUUGCCAAGGCCACCGAUGAUGAGCCCGCCAAGAAGAAGUUGUCCAAGAAGAAGAUGCAAAGACAAAAGGAGAAAAUGAUGCGCUCUGAAUAGACGAUGCGUAGUUCGUUUUGUUCUUAAUGAUUUGUGUAUAAUUUUUUUUAAAACUA